GUGUCGUAGAGCCUGAGACACCAUGAGGAAGGUUCCUGUCUGCACACAGAAGAAAUUCAAGGGAGAAAAAAAAAACCAAGGAAGUGGCCAGAUGGGGAAGUUGAGUCUGUCACAAGGAUAGUGUGCUCCGCAGACUGGUAGGAGAGGAUGCUGCUGUUUGCCAGUUCAAGGAACGAUGGGAUACAGACAGCCCCAGUGACCAAAGACCAAGCCAGUUGCUGGGUUCUCAGAAAAAGAGGAAAAAUAUGUGCAUUGUCUUCACCGCUGAUUUUGCAAGAUAGCAGAGGAAGAAAGUAACAUUUUGACGUGUUGUCGAAAAACAAUUCAGGAACUCCACGGCCAAAACACUUCUUGUGACCUUGCUGCGAAAAGAUGAAUUUUCUGUCAACCUUUGUGACGUUUGAGAACCUCCAUGAGGUUAGGAGAUUGUGCCACUGGGGACCAGUCAUAGCCCUGUCUGUCAUAGCUAUAUGUUCCACCAUGGCAAUUCUGGACUCCAUCAUCUGGUACUGGCCGCUAGACACGACAGGUGGUAGCAUUAACUUCAUCAUGCUCCUUAACUGGACCGUCCUCAUCCUCUACAACUACUUCAACGCUAUGUUCGUUGGACCUGGAUACAUUCCUCAUGGCUGGAAACCAGAGAAUCAGCUGGAUACCCAAUACCUGCAGUACUGCAGAGUGUGCCAAGGAUACAAGUCCCCCAGAUCCCACCAUUGCCGCAAGUGUAACAGGUGUGUGAUGAAGAUGGACCACCACUGCCCUUGGAUAAACAACUGCUGCGGCCAUCUGAACCACGCCUACUUCACCAGCUUCCUGCUGCUGGCUCCACUGGGCUGCUCGCAUGCUGCUUUCAUCUUCAUUAUGACCAUGUACACACAGCUGUAUGAGAGGAUAUCAUUUGGCUGGAGCACUGUGAAGAUUGACAUGAGUGCCGUACGCCAAUUCCAGCCCCUCAUGCCCUUUAGUAUGCCCGCCUUCGCUGCCACACUCUUUGCCUUAGGCCUGGCACUGGGCACCACUAUUGCUGUUGGCAUGCUUUUCGUCAUACAGAUGAAAGUCAUCCUUCGAAAUAAGACCUCGAUCGAGUCCUGGAUUGAGGAAAAGGCCAAAGACAGAAUACAGCACUACCAAACAGGGGAGGAGUUCAUCUUCCCGUACGACCUCGGCAGCCGCUGGCAGAACUUCAAGCAAGUUUUCACGUGGUCAGGGGCGCCCAAGGGUGAUGGCAUCGAAUGGCCAGUCCAUCCCAAGUGUCACCAACACACCUUAACUAUUGAGCAACUGAAGCAGAAAGCUGAUAAAAGAGUAAGAAGUCAGGUCCAGUACCGGGCGGUGGAGGAUUAUAAUGGAGCCUGCUGCCCUCUGAGCAAAGGUCUCCAAACCUUUUUCAGAACCCCAUGCACCGAGGAGCCAAGGAUCCCCCUGAAAAAGGGUGACACCAUCCUAGCCACCCGGGGAACAAAAUGGUGGAUGUAUGGAGACAAAGCUUUAAGCGAGGAGCAGAUAAUAGGGGGUGAGCGUAUAAGAGGAUGGUUUCCCAGGCGAUGUGUGGAGAAGUGCCAUUAUGACACAGCUGCCAGCGAUAGCACCAGCGAGAAGAAAGUCAACUAAUUUAUCUGAACAGGCUUUAUGUGGAGCAGGGGAGUUAAACUGAACAUGUGUCUGUCUGUGUUCAUGAGCGUACAUCCACUGAAGAUGUCAUGCCUGAUUCAGGCUCCCCAUCCAGAAUUCCACAGUUAUAAUUAAAUUAUUUACACAUUUCAACAUAAGCCUUUCUUUUUUUUCUGUUAACAUAGUUCUCAAAGUCUAACCGAGGACUGCAGAAUUGUGAGAGGGAUUCAGUUUGACUCCUCUGUUAAAAUGUCAAACCCAGCAAAAGUCUUACUUUCCAAGAAAUGCCACCAGGCUUUAAUGUGACUUCUUUGUGAUUCUAUUACUUUUUACUUGAAUUUGUUGUUUUGACUUGUGUUGAUGUCGGUUUUUUGGCUAAUUAUGCAAUGCCUCUGCCCAGCUUACCCCAGGGCCUCGUCAUGCAAUUCUUUCUACAGUUCUGGGAUAACUCUUAAUUCUUUUAUUUUUUAUUUUUGUAAAAACAAGUUGUUGGCCUCAAAGUAUAAAUUGAAAAUUAAAAAUGUUCUGCUACAGUGA
This is a messenger RNA of Labrus bergylta (ballan wrasse), 2148 nucleotides long. It is a transcript of the gene zdhhc6, whose product is annotated as zinc finger DHHC-type palmitoyltransferase 6. Gene Ontology annotation, biological process: protein palmitoylation. Gene Ontology annotation, cellular component: Golgi apparatus. The record is from RefSeq and is a predicted model, not a curated record. NCBI's taxonomy places the organism in Eukaryota, Metazoa, Chordata, Actinopteri, Labriformes, Labridae. Gene Ontology annotation, molecular function: protein binding; palmitoyltransferase activity.